AUGGGUUUUGCUAAUUUGUGCUUCAGUAGGUCAGCAUCAAGGCUAGCUUCUUCAGUGUGUGGUGGUCGAGUCAGGUCUAUCUCCACCGUUGUCAACCGUCCGUCUCUUGUUCACAACCCAUCUCCCCUAAGUCCCUUUGUCUCUCGUGGAUUCCUGUACUCGACGGCUGCUGUUGAUGAUGACUGGGUCAGUUCGGAGAAAGCGGUUCUCCGGGUGAUUGACGCUGAGUAUAAAGGUCCUUUCGACGUCGUUGAUGAUGAUGUGUUCACCAGAUUUGUUAAGGCUCUCUGGAGGAAUCGCUCUGUAGGCAUGAGGAAUCCUCCUGCAAGUUUCCCUUUCAAAGUUGAAGAUAAUCCUGGAGACAGGACUGUUACAUUGACUAGAGAGCACAAUGGGGAGCAUAUUGAAGUUGUAGUAAGCAUGCUUUUUGAUAAUGGAUCAAAUGACGAUGCUCAUAGUGAAGAAUCAAGUGAUGAUCAUGAUGAUGAUGCUCCGAGUAAUGAAUCAAGCAAUGAUGAUGAUGAUGAUUGUUCUUGUAACACUGUUAUUCCUUUCGUUGUGACUGUUACCAAGAAGAGUGGACGUAGCCUAGAGUUACGCGGCAGGGCUACGGAGUCUUCAUAUGAGAUUAUCAUUGAUGCUAUACAUGUGAACCUACCAGGGGAAGAUCCAGAGGUGAUCCAGGACAUGGAUGAUUUAGUACUAAUGGAUCACGAGGGCUUGAAGAGAAAGGCAUUCAACAAGUAUCUCGAGAUCAGAGGAUUGAAUUCUUCCACAUUCGAUAUUAUUAAGAGUUACAUGUUGAAUAAAUUGAAGCUAGAGUACUGGUUGUGGUUAGAUCAUGUUAAGGAGUUUUUGGAAGAAUAG
Capsella rubella is the source of this 867-nucleotide messenger RNA. RefSeq lists its product as uncharacterized. Gene Ontology annotation, cellular component: mitochondrial matrix. The coding region runs from base 1 to 867 and encodes 288 amino acids. NCBI's taxonomy places the organism in Eukaryota, Viridiplantae, Streptophyta, Magnoliopsida, Brassicales, Brassicaceae. The transcript is spliced from 3 exons. The record is from RefSeq and is a predicted model, not a curated record.